This is a messenger RNA of Plasmodium malariae, 846 nucleotides long. RefSeq names its product fam-l protein. Lineage: Eukaryota; Apicomplexa; Aconoidasida; Haemosporida; Plasmodiidae. The record is from RefSeq and is a predicted model, not a curated record. The transcript is spliced from 2 exons. The coding region runs from base 1 to 846 and encodes 281 amino acids.
AUGAAACAAAAAAUUAAGUUACUUUUCCUUAUUAAAAUUACUCUCUUUAUAUAUUUAAAUUGGAUAUGCCAUUUUAUCAUUGAUGUGAGCGUGUUAAACAAAUCACCUUAUAAGAAGAACGACAAUGGAGGUAAACUUUCCAUAAGAACUUAUAGAUUACUAACCAAAUGUAAACAGGAUAGGUAUUUAAAUUUUAUGAGGUUAAAAGAAAAGAUGCAGAAUAAUGAAGAGUACGAAAAAAAGGAUAUAACUAAUAACGAAAAUGGAGUCAAAAGAAUAAACAGAACAUCGUAUAAAAAUUCAUUAAACACUGAUGAUGAAUAUAAACACUAUAAGAGAGAUAAAUCUUAUAUAUUUGAAACAAAAAAAUAUUCUUAUCUUGAAAAAAAAAUAUUCAAAGAUCUUGAUUUUUUUAAUUUUCUUAAAAACAACAAAACAAUUAGUGAUAAAACUUACAAAAAAGUAAUACUUAAAAAGUGUGGAUUGAGAUUUUCAUUACCUUUAUUAUUGUUAAUACUCUUAUUAGUAUCACUUGUAAUAGGUCGUUUUUGGAACAGUGGACUUAUAAAAGGGGCGUUUUCAGUAGUGACCAACAUCUAUGGGGAUAAAAGUUGGAUCUCCCAUUUUGGCUCAUGGUUAAAGAGUACCUCACCUUUUUCUGAGUUGUUCAAAGUUAUGCAAGGCCAAAACGUUUUAAACAAAUUUGUAACGAAUUUUUUUGGUUUUAUGAUACACGUCGUACCUUUUAUAAUAUUGGGAUUUAUUUUUAUUUUAGCGGUUGUUUAUUACCAUAAGAAAGUUAAAAAAUAUGAAAGAAUUAAAUUCAGGAAAAGGCUAAAUGUAUAG